CGCGCCGAUUUGCCUCAUUCCGUCCCACUUGGAGCGCUGCGGUUAGUUCGUUCGCCUCGGUUCGGUCGCGUCGUUCAGUUGCUCACCCGUCGCCGUCGCGCUACCACGACACUGCACGAGUACUUCUCGCUAUGAACCAGCAAGCCAACAACACAUAAACCUUCCAAAAUGAAGCCUAAUCGGUUAUAACGUUUCGUUUAAAAAACCAAUUUAUUAUUUAGAUCGAAUACAGUAUAUUGUGAUAUUUAGCUAGUUAUAGUAUAUAUCGUUAUUAUUUAUAACCAUUUAAGAUGGGUUUAAAUUUUAUUUAGUUUUUUUUUUCAAUAACAAAUCAGUGCUCAAGAUAAUCUCAUUCCAAAACUCCCAGUAAUCGCAAGUUAGUCCAAAAAUUAAAAAUACAAUUGAAAUGACUGCCAAAACUCGUUCACAUUGGAAGGAAUAUGGAACCGCACUAUGUGCAACACUCAUCACUGCGACAGCGGGUACCUGCUACGGUUGGCCGUCGCCCACGCUACCGUACCUCCAAUCCACCGAGAGCUCGAUACCCACGUCUGCCGACGAGGGAUCAUGGAUAGUCUCCAUCAUGAUCCUCUGCUCGGCGCUCACGCCAGUCCCAGCCGCCUACUUCGCCGACAGAUUCGGAAGAAAAACGACGCUACUCCUCGGCGCAAUCCCUUUCAUCCUCGGCUGGAUACUAGUCAUCGUGGCCAAGUCUGUCGCCGUCCUCUACGUCGCGAGGAUGUUCUCAGGCCUUGGCUACGGCAUCGUGUACACCGUCGCCCCUAUGUACACAGGAGAAAUCGCCACGAACGAAGUGCGAGGAGCUCUUUCCACUCUCAUCACCUUAAUGAAUAAAGUCGGUAUUCUUGCCCAAUACUGCAUCGGACCGUUCGUGUCGAUGCGCACCUUAGCAGCCAUCAACUUGACCCUGCCUAUCUCUUUUCUCAUCACCUUCAUCUUCUUACCUGAGUCGCCUUACUACUACCUGAAGUUUGAACGCAGCGAAAGAGCUGAAAGAUCCCUAAGAAAUUUACGAUCAGGCGAUAUCAGGACUGAACUAAAGAACAUAGAAAUAAACGUACAAGAAGACAUGAAGAACAAAGGCACAUGGUCUGACCUGAUCACAGAAGCCACGAAUAGAAAAGCCAUGUGGAUAAGUUUGGGAAUAUUCACAAUUCAGCAGCUGUGCGGAAGCGCUGCGGUAGUGGCAUACGCUCAGGUUAUAUUCAACUGCACUACUGGCCAAGAUCCUCUGACUGCAGCGACAAAUGGUACCACGGAACCAGUAGCAGCGUCAAUAGAGCCAUACCAAGAGUCUAUUAUAUUGGGCUGUGUCCAGGUGGCCACGUGUGUGCUAUCCGUUAUACUGGUAGAUCGCGUUGGAAGAAAGCCACUCUUGCUUCUGUCCGCUCUUGGCGUCGGCCUCAUGAACGGCACCAUCGGGACCUAUUUCUUCUUCGACAUCACCAACAAAGGAUCGGUCGCGAGCCUGCAUUGGCUGCCACUAGCAGCUUUGCUGGUCUACAUCGUGUGCUACGCCAUCGGCUUAUCAACCGUGCCUUACGUCAUCAUCGGAGAAAUGUUCCCGACGAAUGUCAAGCUGUAUGCUUCGUGUAUAGCGCACAUCUACACUGGAAUUUCUAUGUUUGCUGUUCAGAAACUCUUCCAGGUGGUGAAAGACGCAUACGAAAUUUACACAGUAUUCUGGGGCUUCGCGACGUUCUCACUGCUCGGGCUGGUGUUCAUGCUGGCCGUCCUGCCCGAGACCAAGGGCAAGUCCUUCGCGAGCAUACAGGCCCAUCUCAAACGCGAAGUUGCACGAGACAACGCCAAGAAACUCACCACCGUCGAGUACUAGCCUUUCGUU
Messenger RNA from Ostrinia nubilalis (European corn borer), 1867 nucleotides. Its product is annotated as facilitated trehalose transporter Tret1-like. The coding region runs from base 407 to 1858 and encodes 483 amino acids. Gene Ontology annotation, cellular component: membrane. NCBI's taxonomy places the organism in Eukaryota, Metazoa, Arthropoda, Insecta, Lepidoptera, Crambidae. The transcript is spliced from 4 exons. The record is from RefSeq and is a predicted model, not a curated record. Gene Ontology annotation, molecular function: sugar transmembrane transporter activity. Gene Ontology annotation, biological process: transmembrane transport; carbohydrate transport.